CAACUGUGAAAGAGAGAGUCAAGAACCCUUCCAGAAUUUGGAAUGUGAUGGAACCUCCCCGAAUGCUCCACACUCACUCCAACUCUCUUCUUUUUCUCUUUUAAUUCCUCUUUUCUUCUCCUCACUGCGCAAGCAACGUUAAAGUUCUCAUCUUCUUUAAUCAAUUAAUUCUCUCACUCUUCACUCUUCAUUUCAGCUCCCACUAACUGCUAACUAACACUCUCUUUUUUUCUACCCAUGGCUUCUACGACGUCGUUUCCGGGUCUCUCUUCACUUUCCCACUCUGUUCCAAUUUCAUGCAGCAGGAACCACCGUGCUCUUCUUUCUAAUCCCCGCUACUCCUCCCUUGCUUUCCCUUCAAAGCCCUUCAACCUUCUGAGAUCGCUUCCCAUCACCAAAAGGAACCAUUUUGCAAAUGGGUUUCGGACAACAACUCACAGAAAUCCCCAACGUUUCUCUGUUCGCUGUGAAGCUUCAAGUGGAAGGAUUACGCAGCAAGAGUUCACCGAAAUGGCGUGGCAGGCGAUAGUUUCCUCGCCGGAGGUGGCAAAGGAGAACAAGCAUCAGAUUGUGGAGACUGAGCACUUGAUGAAGGCUUUGUUGGAGCAAAAGAAUGGUCUUGCUCGCAGGAUUUUUUCCAAGGCUGGAGUUGAUAACACUCGGCUUCUAGAAGCUACUGACAAGUACAUUCAGAGGCAACCCAAGGUUCUAGGGGAAUCAGCUGGUUCAAUGUUGGGGCGUGAUUUGGAGGCAUUGAUUCAGAGAGCCAGAGACUACAAGAAAGAAUAUGGGGAUUCAUUUGUUUCAGUUGAACACUUCCUUCUUGGUUUUACCCAAGAUCAACGUUUCGGGAAGCAGUUAUUUAGGGAUUUCCAAAUAUCGCAGCAGACGCUAAAAUCUGCAAUAGAGUCUGUUAGGGGACGCCAGUCAGUUAUUGACCAAGAUCCGGAGGGGAAGUAUGAAGCCUUGGAAAAAUAUGGGAAAGAUUUGACAGCAAUGGCUAAAGCGGGAAAACUUGACCCAGUCAUAGGAAGAGAUGACGAAAUACGUCGGUGCAUCCAGAUUCUCUCCAGGAGGACAAAGAACAAUCCUGUGCUAAUUGGUGAGCCUGGUGUAGGAAAGACUGCAAUUUCUGAAGGGCUUGCUCAGAGAAUUGUGCAAGGAGAUGUUCCUCAGGCUUUAAUGAACCGUAGGCUUAUAUCACUUGAUAUGGGUGCACUUAUUGCUGGAGCAAAGUACCGGGGAGAAUUUGAGGACAGGCUAAAAGCUGUCCUUAAAGAAGUAACAGAAUCUGAGGGUCAGACAAUCCUUUUUAUUGAUGAGAUCCACACAGUUGUUGGGGCAGGUGCCACAAAUGGUGCUAUGGAUGCUGGUAAUCUUUUAAAGCCUAUGCUUGGUCGGGGAGAGCUGCGAUGUAUUGGCGCUACAACAUUAGAUGAGUAUCGCAAGUAUAUUGAGAAGGACCCAGCUCGAUAUAUCAGUGGAAGAUUUUUGCCUGACAAAGGUAAUAAUAGUCUAUGCAUUCCCCAAAGAUUAGUUUUAUAUGAGCAAUAUAUGCUUCUGGCUUAUCCUCUUUUUAUUACACUUCUAAGUCAAUUUUCUUUUCUGGCAUCAAUGAUGCUUAUAAUGUAUAAGAUGCUCACUCCUAGCUACUGCCAAAUUGCAGCUAUUGAUCUGGUUGAUGAAGCUGCUGCCAAACUGAAAAUGGAAAUUACUUCUAAACCUACUGCACUUGAUGAGAUCAACCGAUCAGUCUUGAAACUAGAGAUGGAGCGACUCUCUCUAACAAAUGAUACAGAUAAGGCCUCAAGAGACAGGCUAAAUCGUCUUGAGACAGAGCUCUCUCUUUUGAAAGAGAAACAGGCUGAGCUCACUGAACAGUGGGAGCAUGAAAAGUCAGUAAUGACUCGAAUUCAAUCAAUCAAAGAAGAGAUAGACAGGGUGAAUCUUGAGAUCCAACAGGCUGAGAGGGAGUAUGAUCUUAACCGUGCUGCUGAAUUAAAGUAUGGCAGUCUGAACUCCUUGCAACGGCAACUGGAAACUGCAGAGAAGGAGUUGGAUGAAUACAUGAGCUCCGGCCAGUCUAUGCUGAGGGAGGAAGUUACAGGAAAUGAUAUUGCCGAAAUUGUAAGCAAGUGGACAGGUAUACCUGUUUCAAAACUACAACAAUCAGAGAGGGAGAAGUUGUUGUAUUUGGAAGAUGUGCUCCAUAAGCGUGUGGUUGGUCAAGACCCUGCUGUUAGGGCAGUAGCCGAGGCAAUCCAACGGUCAAGAGCAGGUCUUUCGGAUCCUCAUCGUCCAAUCGCUAGCUUCAUGUUUAUGGGACCAACGGGUGUGGGAAAGACGGAGCUGGCUAAGACACUUGCUUCCUACUUAUUCAACACAGAAGAAGCACUUGUAAGAAUAGAUAUGAGUGAGUACAUGGAAAAGCAUGCAGUUUCAAGAUUGAUUGGAGCUCCACCUGGAUAUGUUGGGUAUGAAGAGGGAGGUCAACUUACUGAGACGGUUCGCCGCAGACCUUAUGCUGUUAUUCUGUUUGACGAGAUUGAGAAGGCACAUGCGGAUGUUUUCAACGUAUUCCUUCAAAUCUUGGAUGAUGGAAGAGUGACCGACUCGCAGGGCCGCACAGUGAGUUUUACCAACACAGUUAUCAUUAUGACCUCAAAUGUUGGAUCCCAAUACAUCAUCAACGCUGAUGAUGAGACCGAGUCGAAAGAAUUGACUUAUGAAACCAUAAAGCAGCGCGUAAUGGAUGCAGCAAGAGCUGUUUUCCGUCCUGAGUUCAUGAACAGAGUUGAUGAGUAUAUUGUUUUCCAGCCUCUAGACCGCGAGCAAAUUAGUAGCAUUGUGAGGUUACAGUUGGAGCGCGUGCAGCAGAGAAUUUCGGACAAGAAGAUGAAAAUCAAGGUGACAGAUGCUGCUAUUGAACUUCUUGGAAGUCUAGGGUAUGAUCCAAACUAUGGUGCAAGGCCAGUAAAGCGAGUAAUUCAGCAGAAUGUAGAGAAUGAACUUGCCAAGGGCAUUCUUAGAGGAGAAUUCAAGGAUGAAGACACAAUCUUAAUAGACACAGAAGUCACAGCAUUUUCCAACGGCCAACUUCCCCAACAAAAGCUUACUUUUAGGAAGAUUGAACCUGAUUCAGCAGAACCUUCCACUCAAGACAGCUUGGAAGCUUUUCCACAGACAUCUUGAAAGGCUUUAUAGUUUCCUUAUUGUAUCACAUGCUAAGUGUCAUAUAAAUUUGAGUGUAUAUUGGUUUUGUUAAACCGAUUGAAUAAUGAUCCUGGUAUAGUUUGCAUCAAACAUAUAGUAACAAAAUUGCUUAGUGACCAAUGAUCAAUACAAAUACCACACUUCAUAAUUCACAUUUGUCUCUCAAAAGUAUUGUAAAUAUUGUCUAAUAACAUAUCUACUGUGAGAUUAGUAAAUUAACCCAUCAUAAUUCAUGAUGUUAACGGUGCUAAAUAUGAACAA
Arachis duranensis is the source of this 3474-nucleotide messenger RNA. Its product is annotated as chaperone protein ClpB3, chloroplastic. Gene Ontology annotation, cellular component: cytoplasm. The transcript has 9 exons. Bases 238 to 3192 code for a protein of 984 amino acids. Gene Ontology annotation, molecular function: ATP hydrolysis activity; ATP binding. NCBI's taxonomy places the organism in Eukaryota, Viridiplantae, Streptophyta, Magnoliopsida, Fabales, Fabaceae. Gene Ontology annotation, biological process: cellular response to heat. The record is from RefSeq and is a predicted model, not a curated record.